This is a messenger RNA of Drosophila rhopaloa, 1341 nucleotides long. RefSeq names its product ADP-ribosylation factor-like protein 5A (gene Arl5). Gene Ontology annotation, cellular component: cytoplasm; trans-Golgi network. The record is from RefSeq and is a predicted model, not a curated record. Gene Ontology annotation, molecular function: GTP binding; GTPase activity. The transcript has a single exon. Lineage: Eukaryota; Metazoa; Arthropoda; Insecta; Diptera; Drosophilidae. The coding region runs from base 535 to 1074 and encodes 179 amino acids. Gene Ontology annotation, biological process: vesicle-mediated transport; protein localization to Golgi membrane; intracellular protein transport.
GCCCUUUGUUAUCGAUAGCAGCACUAUCGAUUCUAAGUGAUGUUAAUUAAUCACUUUUACUGUUUACUUUUUUAAUUAAAACUGCGUUAAUUUAAUUAACCAAAACGGCAGUUCCCAACAAGCAGCGAAGUGUGAACAAAGCCGUGGCAGUAGCUGUGACGAAGAAAAGGAAACCACCCAAAGGAAAAUCACCAGGAAGUUGCCAAUCAAAGCCAUCAAAAAAAACCCCAUUUGACAAAGACAACAACAAUAACUGGAGUGUGUAUGUGGGUGUGGGAGUGCAUAGUAAAAUCAGUGAAUAAUUUACCGUUCGGCCUUCGCCUUCCCCCGAGGAAACAACAACAAAGUCUCACGUUCACUUCCACCCACACACACAUACGUACGCACCUCGCAUUUGCACGCAUACACACGCAGGCCAGCCGAUAACCUGUGUGUGAGGCAAUCGCCGUCAUCGUCCGAAAUCAAAUCACUUAUCGGGAAAAACAACAAUAGCAGCUGCAGCAUAAUCAACAAUUAAAUAUAUAAGACUCAAAUAUGGGACUGUUAUUAUCGCGGCUGUGGCGGAUGUUUGGCAACGAGGAGCACAAGUUGGUGAUGGUGGGCCUGGACAACGCGGGCAAAACGACCAUCCUUUACCAGUUCCUCAUGAACGAGGUGGUUCAUACCAGUCCAACGAUCGGUUCCAAUGUGGAGGAGGUCGUUUGGCGGAAUAUCCACUUCCUGGUCUGGGAUCUGGGCGGUCAGCAGAGCCUCCGAGCCGCCUGGAGCACUUACUACACGAACACAGAGCUAGUGAUCAUGGUCAUCGACUCCACGGAUCGGGAAAGGCUGGCCGUUACGCGGGAGGAGCUAUAUCGGAUGCUGCAGCACGAGGAUCUGAGCAAGGCCAGUUUGCUGGUCUACGCCAACAAGCAGGACCUCAAGGGAUCAAUGUCGGCGGCGGAGAUAUCGCGGCAACUGGACCUUACCUCCAUAAAAAAGCACCAGUGGCACAUCCAGGCCUGCUGCGCGCUAACCGGCGAAGGACUCUACCAAGGAUUGGAGUGGAUCGUGCAGCGCAUCAAGAAUAAAUGACCCGCCACACGCUACUAUACUAGCUAAUUAAUCAUUAACAACUAGCUGCCUAGAGAAAGUAAACCAAUUUUGAUAUAAACAAUUUUUAAGCGUUUCCAAAUUGUUUUAAAAGUUGUUGCCAAGCCAAUUUUAUUUAGUGUAAAAUACGUCUUGUCGGGAGACCCUUAAUGAUUUAAAUCUACGUGUAUAUGGAUAAUGUCUAGGAGCUAAGCCAAUUAACUACGAUACUUCCAAUAAAAUUACAAAAUAAACAAGUUUAUUUCGACA